GAGUACGACUACAGGGUCGACUCGCCCGCUAUUCCGCGUAGGGGUCAGGCAGCUUCCCCAAUCUCGCUGCCCUCGGUAACUUCACCGGCGGAGUCGCUGAAGGCCUCGCCAGCCUCCAAGUAUGAGCGGCUGGAGUCCAACAUCGGGGAGGGUACCUAUGGAAAGGUGCACAAGGCUUUACACACCAAGACUGCACAGAUUGUCGCGAUCAAGAAAGCGAAGGUUUCGGCUGUUGACCGCGACAUCGGGGGAGUCGGCUUUACGGCGCUCCGGGAAAUUAAGGUGAUGAAGGCCGUGCGCCAUCCAAACGUCAUGGGAUGUCUGGAUGUCUUUGCAGAGCGUGGCAUUCUGCAUCUAGUCAUGGAAUUCAUGGACGGUGACCUCAAGAAGGUCAUAGAGGACAAAGCUCUGGUACUCUCAGAGGCGCACUGCAAGUGCCUGGCCAAGCAGAUGCUUCAGGGCCUGGCCGCGCUACACGAGCGGUUCUUCGUCCAUCGAGAUGUCACUCCCAACAAUGUUUUGCUGAACUUCCAAAGCGGGGUUGCUAAGCUUAGUGAUUUUGGCUUCGCACGCAUCAUCGGCCAGGACAGUGACAGGCCAAUGACUGGGGGCUGCACCACGAUUUGGUAUCGUGCGCCAGAGCUACUUUUUGGCGCCAAGCACUACGGCCAGGCUGUCGACAUUUGGAGUAGUGGCUGUGUCGUUGCCGAGAUGCUCAUGCGGGAGGCCCUCUUCCCAGGGCGUGGAGAGUUUGAGAUGCUGCAGAAGAUCAUUGAGCGACGUGGAACGCCUUCAGAAGAUGUUUGGAAGGAUGUGUCUUAUCUUCCCAACUUCGUGGAGUUCACUCCGCAUCCCAAGGCGUUUGGCAGCCAGCAGGUAGGCAUAGGUAGGUUUGAAAGUUGGCUCUGA
Molecule: messenger RNA, 909 nt
Organism: Symbiodinium pilosum
Lineage: Eukaryota; Dinophyceae; Suessiales; Symbiodiniaceae
Source: the annotation of a GenBank genome assembly